Drosophila eugracilis is the source of this 615-nucleotide messenger RNA. RefSeq names its product glycine-rich RNA-binding protein 2. The record is from RefSeq and is a predicted model, not a curated record. Bases 60 to 401 code for a protein of 113 amino acids. Lineage: Eukaryota; Metazoa; Arthropoda; Insecta; Diptera; Drosophilidae. The transcript has a single exon.
UUUAAUCAGUUAACCGAAAAAUUUCAUUGUCAUUGGAAGUUCUCGUAUCGAAAGUGAAAAUGCGUUCCGCGAUUUUGUUUGGCCUAAUUGCCUGCUUGGCUUUUAGCCUUGUCUUGGCCCAGGAGCAGUCACCAAAGCAGUCCAACGAUCUGUCGUCAGUGGAGAAGGAUAUUGGCCAAGCUGUGGAGUCCCAAGUGCGAGCUAAGAGGCAGUUCGGCUUCGGUGGUCCAUUCGGUGGAUUCGGAGGACCCAUUGGCUUUGGCGGACCAUUCGGAGGAGGAUUCGGCGGUCCCUUCGGAGGCUACGGCGGAGGAUUUGGUUACGGCCGUCCCUUCUACGGAGGCUAUGGAGGCUUUGGACGUCCCUUCUACGGAGGCUUUGGACGUCCUUUCUAUGGCUAAAAUCGAAGGCUAUACUAGGGCUAUACCAAUAAACGAAGACUGAAGACUUAGAUUGUGUGUUUAUUCUGAGGUGCUGGGGAUAUUCCGAGUCCCAAAAUUAUCUCCCAACUUGACCUCGUCCCAUAUGAAUGUGUGUGACCCAAAACGACGACGUGAUCGAAGGCGGGAACCCGGGGGCUGGGGAAUAUUUUAAAAAUAAAUAACAGAAAAUCUC